This is a messenger RNA of Tyto alba (common barn owl), 6377 nucleotides long. RefSeq names its product ubiquitin interaction motif containing 1 (gene UIMC1). The transcript is spliced from 10 exons. NCBI's taxonomy places the organism in Eukaryota, Metazoa, Chordata, Aves, Strigiformes, Tytonidae. The record is from RefSeq and is a predicted model, not a curated record. Gene Ontology annotation, molecular function: histone binding; K63-linked polyubiquitin modification-dependent protein binding. Gene Ontology annotation, cellular component: BRCA1-A complex. Gene Ontology annotation, biological process: double-strand break repair; positive regulation of DNA repair. The coding region runs from base 372 to 2594 and encodes 740 amino acids.
CUCGCGCCCGCUGCCCUGCUCGCAGCGGCCGGCGCCAGGCUGAGAAAAUGGCGCCGGCGCCAACGGCUGCCGCGGCGCCUCAGGACGAAGCGCCAGGGCUUCUCACGCCCCGCAGCGCCGGGCCCGCUUGCGCCAUGGCGGCACUGUCCGCUUCACCGCCCCGCCGCCCGCGUGACGCGCCGCGAAGCUGCUUCCGCCAUCUUGGGUGAGGGCAAUGAGGCCUCCGCCGCCAACUUGAGUGCGGGUGAGAGACCCGGUGCAGCGGGGCGGCCCGGCGGGGAGGCAGCGGCGCCGCCGCCGGUGGCCGCGCAACGGGGCGGCCCGGCGGGGGCGGGGCGCUGGCCCGCGGGAGGCCCGGGCCCGAGUGAAGGAUGCCGAGGAAGAAGAAGCCCACAGAGGGCCUGGAUUCUCGAGGUCAGGAUGGGGAGGAAGAGGAGGAAGAGAAGAGGAACCCAGCCAAUGCCAAGAAGAAGCGCAGUUUUGUGGAUGCAUUUAUCGUUAUAUCUGACAGUGAUGGAGAGCAGGAGUCAAAGGAAGAGAGUGGAUUGCAAAAGAAGAGAACAAAACAGCAGCUGGAUAGAACAAAGUUUGCUGCUAAAAGAAAAAUUGCACAGAUGACUGAAGAGGAACAGUUUGCACUGGCCCUGAAAAUGAGUGAGCAAGAAGCCAGAGAAGUGAACUGUCAGGAAGAGGAAGAGGAGGAGCUCUUGAGGAAGGCCAUUGCUGAGAGCCUUAAUAGCUGUCAGCCCUCGGACUCCCCUGAUUCAACCCCUCAGUUGUCUGCAGAAGCACUGGGCUUGCAAGGCCAAAGCCAGUCUGCCGAGAAAGGAAGUUCUGAGAUCCUGGGAGGUCUGACACUUCGCUCUGACACCCCUCGCUCCGAUUGCAGCCCCUGCUCACAGAGCACCAGAGCUGAUGGGAACGGACAGAUGGAUGUCGCCCGGAGCCCCCUGGUAGUGUUGAGGAGGUUAAGCCAGGAAAUUGUUGAAAGCUCACUAGUAUCCAGCAUAAUCGUGUCUCCGGGGAAGGGCCAGCCUGUGACAAGGUCAAGUGAAAAGCCUUCCUCACCAGCGAAAAGUGAUUCUAGUAACAUGUUAUCCGGCACUCUUGGAGAGGACCUCAUCUCUCUGAGUCCCACCUUUGGCAGGGUGACUUCAGGCUCCUGGCAACUGACACCUCGGAGACUGUUCACAAGUCCCUCCAGCUCUUCUGAAGCAACAGGCCAUGAACCAAAAGAGCAGCCCCUGCCCUGCACUGGCCAUUCUGCAGGAGAGGCUGGUGCUGGGAGCUCAGCCACGGUCUGGAAGAGCUGGACCACGGAAUGGUGUGGCAGCCCCAGGAGGAGUGGUGGAGGAGCAGGUACCAAACACAGCUUGCAGCCCAGGCAUGCCACCAAAGUCUGUGUUUCCACAGAGGAAGCAGAGCAGAAUGAGGUGCCCGACAGUACCCCUGAGCUUUGCGUACCGAGUGUGGCGGAGGAGAAGCACAAGCAGGAGGAGGCGAGAGACACAGUGCACUAUUACUGGGGCAUCCCCUUCUGCCCCAAAGGGGUGGACCCCAACCAGUACACCAAAGUCAUCUUGUGUCAGCUGGAGGUUUACCAGAAGAGCCUGAAGCAGGCUCAGAGGCAGCUAUUGCAUAAGAAGGAGUUUGGUAACCCAGUUGUGCCCGGUUCUUCCUUGAGCCAAAACGAUCUUGGGAAAGGAGAGCAGAUAAGCAAGGAGAACGGGGUUGCUGAUGAUACAGAAGAUGGAGACCCAGAUGGGCAGAAGGAGUCUGAGAGCAUCACCUGGCUCCUCCCUUCAAAGAAAAGGGAGACAGAGAGUCCAGGGCACAGCAUGGAAGAAAAGAACUCCACUUCUGAUGAUGAACCGACCACAAGCUACUGCCAGGCCUCCCAGGUGCUGCCUGCAGAGGAUGUGCAUGAAGAGGGGGAACCCAUGCAAAUUGCACAGAGCAUCUCCAUGUUGACCCCACUUGGCAGUAAAAGGAGCCCAGAUAUUGCCACAGAAAACUCUGCUGAAGAAGAGAUCUCUGUUUGCCCAGAGACCCAGCUGAGUCCACGGGAAGCUAUUGAGGCGGAGAGAGAAGAGCUCUGCUUGGGCAGCAGAGAUGCACCUGUGCAGGCUGGUGGAGAUGAAGAUGCUGGCAGGCCUGUGUCUGAGUGCAGUCCUACAGCUGCUGACCAUGUGUCAUGCCCACUGUGUGACCAAGGCUUUCCAGCUACGGAGAUCGAGCUGCAUGCCAUGUACUGCAACGGCAUCGUGGGAGAGCAGGCUGGCGUGGACAGUCCAGGACCUGCAGAGAAUCUGCCAGUGGUAGAAAGCGACAGGCUCCCGAGCCAUGCGGGUGAGCGUCCUUCAGGGCUCUUGAGAAGGGAGAAUGUUCUGUACCGCUCCAAGCACGGCCCCCACUCUGCAAUGAGUGACAUUUGUAUGUGCAAAAAUGGCUUGUUCAGCUUCAAGAGAUUGCAAAAAAGUUUCCCUCUUGUUCCUCUAAAAUUGCAAAAUGAUAGCUAUCGAUCUGGGAGCUUGGAUUUUUCUCCUUCAUGUGAAGAGCAAGGCAUAGAAUCACGGUCGGAAUGUCUGUAUUAAUCCUCUUUGCAGUCUUCUCCAUAUCAGUUCUCCAUAGCCAACCUUUGUAGAGCUUAAGUGAACAAAUACACUGGUUGGAUAUCAACAUAUUCAAUAAGUUAUGUUUUAGCUGCUGCUUGAAAUGUAAAGUCUGUGUUAGCACAGUGUCAGGUAAUAUCAAAGUAGUAGCUUGUAAUAAGAUUAACUUUUCAAGUUGUGAAUAUAUAAUUUUCGGUUACAUACUAGGUUAUUAAAUGCAACCUAAAUAUAUGAUGUUUAAGCAAUUUGAGCAAAUCAGAGCUAGUACAAGAACUGUAACUUGUGCAUUCCUCUAGCAGGAGGAAGUUUUACCAUGUAGUUUUAAUGCAGAGUUGAUGUAGUUUUAAAAUACAAGGUCCCUGUUACACUAAAUAUUUGGGGAUAUGACAUGAGUUCUGUCAAGAUAACAGGAGCCAGAGUAGUGGCUGAUACUGCUUAGUGCUUAAUUUUGGUGGGGACUUCUCUCUGCAGGCACAAAUCAGCAACUAAUGCAAAAUAUUCAAGUCAGGCAAAUCGCAAAUUAGCACAGUUUCUCUCCCAUCCUCAACACUGAUAAAGGUCUUAUCCAUGCUACAAAACGGAGCAGAAUUUUUAGAAUGCCUUUUAUCAGGAAUGUCUUUGGCCCUCUGGUAAUUGGGUCCCUGGUGUGGCUGGACUGUGAGUAUAUCAAUUGAUCCUGGGGAAUCCUGACUGUGAUCAGGAAAAGGCUUUGAAUUCUUUGGCGGUGCGAGGGAAUUUGUUGUUUCCUUUGGUGUUGGCUUUCAGCAAGGCAGAGUUCAAGGCUGGCCUCUCCACUCUGCUUCCAGACUGGUCUCCUUGGGGAUAUUUGUAAGGGUAGUUAUUUUGGAAUUGCUACUCUGCUGUUCUGGCUUGUUCAGAACAAUCUGCCUGUAAGAAAACUAGCCUGGAAUAAAAGGGAUUUUAGUCUACAAUAAUGGCUCUAAGCAGAGCAAUGGUUUGGGGACAAAAAUCACAGCAAUUUGGGUUUUCUAUUGCCAGUUAUUCUAAUAUUUUCCCUGUAGAGACCAGGCUUUAUUAGCUGUAAGUCUGUGACACCUGUGGUGUUUGCACCAAGACUCUUUGCAGGACCGUGGGCUUCCUGGACUUAGAGCAGCAUGUAACGCGGGGCAGAAUCCUGCCUGCCUGCUGGGGCUCUGGCUUGUGGGGCACCUCGAUCCGGUUCCCAGCAGCUGUACAAGGGCAGCAGUCACCUGGAGGGGUCUCAGCUGAUGGGCUGGUCAGUGGGGUUUGGGUUAAAUAGGCAGGGAGGACAUUUAGCUCUGAGCAGAGGCCAGACAGUAGCCUGGCACAGCUGUGCAGGUACAAAAGGACUCUGUUUCCAGAGCUGUUACCUUGGCAUCCAUCACUAGCACAAAAUCCAUAGGUAAAGCUAAUGCAUGGGGAGAAAAAAUUGAUGGGAGAAUUGUCUCGUGAAGCAAACGCCAGCUCCUGUGUGGGUCCAGAAGCUGUUCUCUACUGCUGCAGUGUUGUGUCUCUUGGCUGGCUGCUGGCUUCCUUGAGAGCACAGCCACAGCCUUGUGUGAGAGAAAAUCAAAGUUCUGCCCUCUAAGCCAUGUCCUGCUCUGCUGUGAGAAGGUGUUUUGAGUUUUCCUUUGGUGCACUGGGUCAGGGAUUCCUGGUCUGGUUUUAGCUAUACUAAUUGGAUUUACUCCUGAUGUCUCUAGAAUUGCAGAUUAUGCAGUCCUGCAGACUAUAGCUGUCAGUGUUUUUCAUUUUAAAAUUACGAAAGGAUGAGUUCUUGCCGGUUUUACUUCUCUUCUUCCCUCUUUUAAUCAUGCACUGAAGUCUUUCUGUGUUAUGUACCAGGAGGCCAGUUCAGUCUGGCUGCUAUUUAAGGACAGGUUUUUAAAUGAGUUAGCUGGGCAAGAUGAGUUACAGUUCCUUCCCCUACAUAUGUACAUGGUUGCCCUGGCUGGAUGCCCAGACCACCACAUACCUGGGCAGUAUGAAAAUCUGAUCAUAAAUUUCCAUUUUCCUGUGGUUUGAGUAAAUAAAAAAGAAGAGCCUGCUGUUGCAUUAGCUACUGUACCAGGCUGGGGAAGGUUCAGGUUCUGGGUUUCCAGCUCAGUGACUGGUGUUAAUUCCAAGUGAAUGAGUGGAGCUGUGGAAGUGCUGUGCCAGCUCCCUCUUCCUUCAUGCACUCGGCUGAAGGGCUCACUUGUGUGAGAGGAGCUCUCUGCUGGAGUCACCGCAUCCAUCGCCCACUGCUGCUGCCAAUGCAGGAAUCUGCUGGUCUCAGUCUGGAAGCGAGUCUUGGCCACUACUGAGUACAGCAAAUCGUCUCAAGCUUUGGGAUGUACUCUAUUCCUCUUGCCCUCAUCUACAUGUUCCCAAGUGAGCCCAGGAAAAUGAGGAUUUGGUAUAUCCCUUCCUCCCAAGCCUCAAAUGCAACGUGAUGCAGCUGUCAGUCUUCAACAGCAGCACUGGUGCUUGUUAAAAAGCUCCUGACAUCAAUAGAAGUGGCACCGAUACAGCAGAAGGAGUAAUGAACGAGCGUGGAGGAAAGCUUCGUCACGUCUGAGAAAGGACAAGAUGCUGGCGAGCCUGCCACUAAAAGAAUCCUGCACAAGAAGUGGUAUGGCUGGUAGUGAAGAUGGGGAGGAAGCAAGCCAGGGAGUUUGGUGACUGUGGCCUCACAACUCCGCAUACCAACCCGACCCAGCAGCCCCAGGAGGUGCCUGGGGUGGGUGUACUGAUAGUAGGGCCGGGAUGGGGAGGGUUUGCUCCUCUUCCCCAAGGUGCGAGCUGGAGCCAAGCAGGCCAAGGAUGACUUGUCAGCCAGAAGAAAUGCUGUGCCAGGGAACAGGUUGUUCUCGGUCUACAGAGAACAACGAAGAGGCAUUGCAUCUGGGAGAGUUACAAGGCUCCUGUCACACAGCAGGUCAGCACUGCUCUGUGGUGAGGACUUUCCCCCCAGCAAAUCUUUUCCCAUGUUCUAAACUCCCUUCCUGCGGCUGGCUGGCGUGUUUUGGCAGGGGUCAUGCCUCGGCAGCUGGCCCUGUUCUCUCUCCUGUGCUUCUGCUUCCAGCAGUACAGCUGGGGGUCUUCCCCUGGGCAGCUGCAGAGCUGGUCCCAGACAUCUCUAAUGGGCCCAUUAUGCCAGAUGUGUUCACUGCUUUAGGAAGAAAAUAGAACUGAUUAACACCUGAGCUGGUGCAUGAGGCUCCUGAGAUAGUGUUAGCGGAAUAUUAACGAGUGCACGCUGAUUUGGAGAGCAGCUUUCACCAUGCUGUCAAACACACGUGUUAGUUGAGUUGUUGGGAGGCUGGAUGGCCUGGGGGGUGGCCAUGGUUAUCAGCCCCCCUCAGUCAGGCUGCCACUUCAAAUAUAGGCCAGGCUCAGUUAGAGAUGUCUGCUUCAGUGCCUGUGAGAAAUGAGCUGUUGGUAUCAGUCAUUGCCUACAGGACAAUACCCACAUCCUAGGAAGUGCUUGAGUUUGUUCCUUCAGCGUGGAUGUCUCCUGUCAGCCCCAACAGCUCCUGAGCAUCUCGCAGUGCAUUUGCUGGUUGUGGCUGCAGAUCAGUGGUCGCUACUAAGGGAAAGGCUGUGUUGUACCAGCACCGUGGAUAGAUAUUGGGGUUGCCCAACACUCUGGAAAUGGGGUUUUGCUAGAACUCGGAAGGAUUCCAUUUGUUCUGCACAAAAUUUUGUCCAUCCCUUUCUUUGUCACAGAUGAUGUGCCAACAAUAACAGGUUUCUUGUGCCUAUACCCUGGAUUCAGACCUUUCUCCUAAUGAGAGUAUG